ACACCCAGCCGGCAUAGCGGGGUAACCCGCCGGGGGAGCAAUGGCACGGUCGAUGUCGCUGGGUUUUGCCACUUUUUAUUCGAAAUCGACAGAGUUGUGGUUGAUCACUUUAGCAGGUUGAUUAGCGGGUCGGCGUGGAAGUGGACCGAAGGACACCUGGAUAAAGUUUAACUGUGGAUCAUGUUCAAUAGGAAGCGUUUGAGGGGCUGCAGUGCUGUAAUUCGAAUUUCGUCAUUUAGUCAGCCUCGUAAGAAAUUUACGUUUGUGGUCUGCUGAACUCGGCAAUCGACAGUGUGUAUGCAGGGAUAUAUGAAUAGGUGCAUGUCGAAUUGGAUUAUUGCACACGGGAACGGCAGGGUAACGAAAAUGCAAAACUUGACCAGGGAGGUGGAAACAGAAACUAACACGUAUGAGGCGUGUCCCCCACGGAUCAGGUAGUGCUGGCAGUCGGCGUGCUGGUUUCAGCUGGUGAUUAUUGCGGGGAAGUGCAGUGUGAGAACGCAGCAGGGGAAGACUUUGUCGUGGGAGGAUGAGAAGGUUCCGGCGGCACGGGCAGGAGUCGCACAGGGACAAGCUUAAGCAGGAGCUCUACCAGUUCAACAAGACUGUAGAGCAUGGCUUUCCCCACCAACCCAGCGCUCUGGGGUACAGCCCCAGCCUACAGCUCCUGGCUAUCGGUACUCGCUCUGGCGCCAUCAAGCUAUACGGAGCACCAGGAGUUGAGUUCAUGGGGCUCCACGAUGAGACCGCUGCCGUCACUCAGGUGCACUUUCUCCCAAACUUGGUUGAGCUGGUGACUCUGCUUGAUGACAAUAGUCUGCAUAUGUGGACCCUUCGAGCGCACCACGGUGUCUCGGAGCUGCUGGAGAUCGGCCGCUUCGUGCUGACUGGGCCUCCAGGUGCCCCUCCUAGUGUGACACGGGUGACCGCAGUGCUGGCGCACUCCUCCGGAGAGCUACUCCUCCUGGGCACCGAAGGCGGGCACGUGUUUGUGGUAGAGGUGCCUGGCUUCCGGGAAAUGGAGGACAAGAGCAUCAGCCUGGAGUCCGUGCAGAGCCGAAUUCCGGACGAUUACGUGGGUCGCCGAAACCUGCAGUGUGUGGAGGCUCUUCAGGAGAACCCUCUGAACUCUCGCCAGGUCCUAGUGGGCUACGGCCGUGGCCUCAUUGUAUUAUGGGAUCUGGAUGCAAGACGUGCUGUCCAGCAGUUCCUGGGCACGCAGCAGUUGGAGAGCAUGUGGUGGGUGCCGGACGGAGGUUGUGUUCUCAGUUGUCAUAGUGACGGCAGCUACUGUCAGUGGAAAUUGGGCGAGGAGAAGAUUCAGUACGCGCCCCACAGGACGGAGACCCCUUACGGUUCCUUCCCAUGCAAAGCAAUUUCCAAGAUUGUACAGAUACCAACAGCAAAAGGGCCUCCAUUCUUAAUCUUCAGUGGCGGCAUGCCCCGGGCCAGCUACGGUGACCGUCACUGCAUAUCAGUCAUCAGUGGCAAGACCCACGUGGCACUGGAUUUCACGUCACGCAUCAUUGACUUCUUCGUCAUUCAGGACUGGGACCGCCACAAAGGCGACCCGAGCGCGCUGGUGGUCCUGGCGGAGGAGGAGCUGGUGGUGGUGGACCUGCUGUCGGCCGGCUGGCCGGUGAUGCAGGCGCCCUACCUGGCUCCGCUGCACUGCUCGGCCAUCACCUGCUCCCACCACGUCUCCAGCAUCCCCCUAAAGCUGUGGGAGCGCGUGCGGGCCGUAGGCCAGCUGCAGAACACGCAGUACUCAAACCAGCCGUGGCCAUUGAACGGAGGGCAGAACCUGGCCCCGGACCCCCCCCAGCGGGACCUGCUGCUCACAGGUCAUGAAGAUGGUACGGUCCGUUUCUGGGACGCCUCAGGGGUUUGCCUGUACCCCAUGUACAAACUGAGCACCUCUAGUGUCUUUCACACUGACACCGACCCCAAUGACAACAUGAAUCAGGGAAGCGAGGGAGAGUGGCCACCCUUCCGUAAGGUGGGCUGCUUUGAUCCCUACAGCGAUGACCCCCGGCUGGGGAUACAGAAGAUACACUUGUGCAAAUACAGUGGACACCUGGCCGUCGCAGGCACUGCGGGACAAAUUCUGGUGCUGGAGCUGAAUGACGAGGCCCUGGAGCAGGCCGUGGAGGUCAGCCUGGUGGACCUGCUACUGGGCCAGGAGGGCUUCCGCUGGAAGGGCCACACCCGACUGGAGGAGAGGGAAGAGCCGGUGAAUUUCUCUCCAGGCUUCCAGCCCUUCGCUCUGGUGCAGUGUCAGCCGCCCGCCGUGGUCACGGCCCUCAACUUGCACUCGGAGUGGAAGCUGGUGGCCUUCGGCACGAGCCAUGGAUUCGGCCUGUAUGACUACCAGCAGAGGAACGUCGUCCUGAUCAGGUGCACGCUGAGCCCCAGUGACCAGCUCGCCAUGGAGGGCCCGCUGUCGCGCGUAAAGUCCAUUAAGAAGUCUCUGCGCCAGUCUUUCCGCCGCAUCCGUCGCAGCCGGGUUUCUGUACGCAAGCAGCAUACCAACAACCCCGCAAAGCUACAGGAGAUAAAUGCUCGUAUGGAGGCAGAAGCUCUCCAAGAGAUGGAGCUGGCCCCGGUGCAGCGGAAGAUCGAGGCGCGCUCCUCUGACGACUCCUUCACAGGCCUGGUCCGCACUCUGUACUUCGCAGACACAUUCCUCAGCGACAGUACCCAUAGGACGGCAUCGCUGUGGGCGGGUACGAAUGGUGGCUCAGUCUUCGCCUAUGCCCUGCGCUUGCCCUCCAUCGAGCGCCGUAAUGAAGACGUCGUAACGGCUCACCCUGUCAAGGAGAUACAGCUGAUGCACCGUGCCCCUGUGGUGGGCCUGGUAGUGCUGGAUGGCCGUGGGGCUCCACUCCCGGAGCCCCUUGAGGUAGCCCAUGACCUGGCCCGUAGCCCAGACAUGCAGGGCUCCCACCACCUGCUGGUGAUUUCUGAAGAGCAGUUCAAGGUGUUCACACUACCAAAGGUGAGCUCCAAGACGAAGCUGAAGCUGACGGCAGUGGAGGGCUCGCGGGUCCGGCGAGUUGGCUUGGCCUGGUUUGGCAGCAGCCAGACGGAGGAAUAUGGGGAGAGUGGGCUGGUGGUGCUGACCAACCUGGGGGAGCUGCACGUGCUGUCGCUGCCCCACAUCAAGAUGCAGGUGCACUAUUCCUGCAUCCGCCGGGAGGACAUCAGCGGAAUCGCCUCCUGCGUCUUCACGAAGCACGGCCAAGGGUUCUACCUGAUCUCUCCCUCUGAGUUCGAGCGGUUCUCCUUGUCCGCUCGCUGGAUUGUGGAACCCAAGUGCCUGGUGGAGGUACCUCUCCCUCCAUCCACCUCCUCAGCCUCUCCCACCGCAUACAGGACGCAGCCCGAUGGGAUGGCCGUCAAGCAUCGAAAAGACAAUGAAGAAUCUGAAAGUUCCGCCAAGCGUGUCAUGGAGCAUGCCUUGCUGAAUGAUGAGACUGUGCUCCAGCAGAUCCAGAAAGCAUUAGAAGGAGAUCAGACGACACAUGUUGAAAACAACAUGAAAAUCAAGCCAAGAAGAGGCAAUGUGAUGAGCAAUGGAGACUGAGCCCCUCAUUGCUGUGCCUGAAAUACCUUGGAAUCCACCAGCACCGCUUCUGGUAGCAAUGACACUACUACUGCUAACAAGACCACUACUGAAGCCUGACCCCCGGCCCAGGAAGGGCACCACUGACGCACUGCUACUGAGUAGGGAGGAAGGGCAGAAGGGAGUGCCGCACGUGCCUCAGCCAUCCGCUGUCUCUCCGCCAGCCUUCCUUCCGUAUGCGCCCAGCUGCCCAGUCCCCCAUGAAGCUCGCUCCUUGGCCCCUGACACCAACCAGCAAAACUCAAACCUAACACCUUGCCUUACCUUUGACAGUAAGCGGGGAAUGCUUAAAAAUGUCUUUAGUCUGACGGAAGAGUGCCGGGUCGAAGAGCCUCUUUUUAAAUCUUUUUAUAUUUAAUUAGACUUUGGUUUUUCUAUUUAAGGUAAAUCACAUUGACUCUGAACCUCUUAUUUGUACCGGUUAAAGGAACACAGUAACACUAUUUUAGGAGGGCUUGUAUAAGGCACUAAUUAAGUGCUACUAAUCAGUUCUUUAUUGGCAUCUAAUAAGGGCGUGUUGGGAACAUAAUUUUUUUUUUUAUACAUUGUUUGUUUGCUAAUUCAGCAUUUUGAAGAUAUGCUGUUUUUAUGCUUUUUUUGGCAAGUUAUCCGUUACUGUUUGGACAAUAAUUGCUGAGAGGUUGAGUCUGUGAAGAGUGUGUGUGUGUGUGUGUGUGUGUGUGUGUGUGUGUGUGUGUUUGCUUGUUUGUUUGUUUGUUUGUUUGUUUUCCCACCCCUGUUUUCCUAGAGGACUGACAACUAACUCCAGUAUUUCUCACUGAAACCAUUUAGAAAUGGUAUCAAUAAUGUAUUUUGUCCCUCAUUCUGACAUUUAAAUAAACAUGGUCACCAUAGUAAUGAGCAAGCGGAGUGUAUGUUCAGUUUGGUUGAGCUUGGAUGCACGUGGCUUUGAAUUGUGUAGUGUGAUAGGCGUUUGUGUAAUGAAUGACUUGAAUGAAUGACUUGGGAAAAUAGGUGAAACUCUUGAACAAUAUAAAAUAAGAAUACUGGAAUUAAGUGUGGAGCAAUUGAUGAAUUGAGCUGCUAAGUGAGAUCCAGUAUACUUAAAAUACAAAUGCUCGAUUCAGCUGCAGAAAGACUUGUCUUAAUUUACAUACAAAAUUAGCUUGUGUCUCGCAUAAUGUAUCCCCUACUCAUGAGUCCUUUAUGCAGUAGUGAAUGUGUUUAAGUUUCCCAACAACCGCUUAUCUGCCAAUGUAGUUGCCAUUCAGCACCAAAUUAGUCCAUUAUACUUUGCCGCUUAAAAAGGUGUCGCCAAAGUAGAAGAAUUGCGGUUUAUAUUGAAGUCUAACACUUGCAUUGAAAGCAAUGUUAUUGGAAAUGUGCAGGCCCACCUGUAGACUACAAAGCAUCAUUGACCUGUGCGGUGCAUAUGACAUUAAAGGAAAUAAGAAUGCUUUUGAACUGCAUUUACACAACCCCCCGACAAUGUCAGCCGCCUUGCUGUCAUUGUCUUGGCACAUGUAGUUAAAGGGGACAUUUUAUUGAUGUUAAUUAUUAGGUACUUUUUCCACUGCUGUGUAGCACAUUUUGUACUUUUUGAGAUGAACAGCUUUUUACAGGGUCUUUCAUUUUUGUAUGUAAACAAUGACAAAUGUAAUUUAGGAAUGUAAUUUUAAGAUAUUGUAGUGAAAUGUUUAAUAUAUAUGUAUAAUGAAAAUCCAUACUUGUUUUUAUAGAGGUUUGAGGGGAAGGGGUUGGCUGCUAUAUCUUGCAAGGAAAUAUUUUGGUACCAACUCCCAAAUGCUGGGUAUUUUUAGAUUAGUUUAUAUUUUUGUAGUGAUUCAAUGAGUAUGAGAACUCUAAUAUGAUGUGUAACUUCACACUACAGUAUGUCCUGCUGCAAGAGUAAAUCAUUUUUCACAAGAA
Messenger RNA from Paramormyrops kingsleyae, 5515 nucleotides. It is a transcript of the gene llgl2, whose product is annotated as LLGL scribble cell polarity complex component 2. Gene Ontology annotation, biological process: Golgi to plasma membrane transport; cortical actin cytoskeleton organization; regulation of Notch signaling pathway. Lineage: Eukaryota; Metazoa; Chordata; Actinopteri; Osteoglossiformes; Mormyridae. Gene Ontology annotation, cellular component: plasma membrane; cortical actin cytoskeleton; cytoplasm. The record is from RefSeq and is a predicted model, not a curated record. Gene Ontology annotation, molecular function: myosin II binding; GTPase activator activity.